Volvox carteri f. nagariensis is the source of this 598-nucleotide messenger RNA. RefSeq lists its product as uncharacterized. The record is from RefSeq and is a predicted model, not a curated record. NCBI's taxonomy places the organism in Eukaryota, Viridiplantae, Chlorophyta, Chlorophyceae, Chlamydomonadales, Volvocaceae. The transcript has 2 exons. The coding region runs from base 1 to 585 and encodes 194 amino acids.
AUGGAUGCCGCUGAGGGCUUGGAACAGCUUUUCGCAGCGCAUUCGGCCGUGCCUGCGUUAGCCGUGUUGCAGCUACUACGGAAGGACUUGAGCCAGCAGCAAGCUCAAAUUCUGUUUAAGAACCACCAGCAUUGUCUUCAGAUGGGAACAUGUAGUUUUGGACAAGUGUCCCCUUGCUAUAAGCGGCAGGCUCGGCCCAGUUGGAGACCUGGUGAUCGGGCAGCUCACCCCGAACGCCAGACACAUCACUAUACAGCGAUCACCGCACUGCCGCACUGUGGCACGGCCGCAGCGCCUUUAGAGUAUCGUUGCGCGCUAGGAAUGUUGUCUGGCCAGCCCCGCUGGCCAGGGUGUGAUUUGUGUGUCGCUGACGCUUCAGUUUGCCCUCGGGGUGGUUGUCAAGCGGACGCUGUCAUCAAUGCGGCGUUCAGUCGUGUAGUGCUGUGUGUCAGCUUUCUUGGCCGUGCCGGUGUGGUCGCGCUGGACAGCGCUUCGUGCGCUUUGGCUGUGCCGUGUAUCGCUACACCGCACUUCGGUGCACACGCGGCCCUGGCGCUCCGAGAGCAGCAGUAUGCAGUAGUGUAAAAAAAGGCCCUCG